UGUCCAUAACAGGAACUCACAUAUUCCUACCAAAUGUAAGGAAAUUUAUAAAUAUCCUGACUUGACCUCCUCUCUGACAGAGCUUUGCAAGUAUUCCAACUUGACCUCCUCAAUGAGAAAUUUGAGAAGUCUUAAGUCUUCAUAUCCAUAUGCUUUCACAUCAUUUGAUCAUAAUAUUACUAUUUAUCCGUCUGAGCCUGAAGAAGAUGUCUCUCUAGAUGGCACUUGUUUACUGAAUGAUUAUGUGGACUGUGUAGGGCAAGAUGAAGAAACGGAAGAAACAUUAAUGGAGAGUUUUCAUUCCAGUGUUACUAUACAUGACAAAAAAGAAAAUGGUCAUGAGGAGACUCUGGGAAACCUAUCCGUGUGGAAAUUAGAGUCUGGGUCUACUGAAGCUGUAGAUAAAGAAAAAUCAGAGUACAACUCUAUAGAAAAGCAUACUGAAUGGCAAAACAAACCUCACCUGGUACAAGCCUCUCCACUUUCUACAAGUCCUUUGGGUGAAUUCAUUAGUGACAAAAGUACUAAUUAUGCAUCUACAGAAAGCAUCCCAAAACAAUGUUCAGUUUUACAGUUAAAUAUUCAUCCACCUUAUGCAGAUUCUGAGGUAACAAAUAAAAGGAGAGAGUCAGUACUAACUGACCCUCCAGUGAUAACUGGAGAAGUAGAAGGAAGACUUGUCCAAGGCAACACUACAUUGAUACCUGAAUGUUUUGGCUCUGCAGUAAAGAAAGAGCCUAACCUUACCUGCAGUAUACAAGAAGAAUCCUUGCUGUCAUCCUUGUUGUUAGAUUGCAAAGAGCAUGGCAUGAGUAAAGCAUUGGAAAGCCUUGCUGAGGUACAGAACAUAUCUGGAGAUGUCCUUGUUGAAUCUGAUUGUCAUAAUAAUUCAGCACAGCCUUCCUUAUUAUCUACCUCUUCACUAUGCACAGAAAGGAAAGAGAAAUUCACAGAAUGUUCAAGCAUUAAGCAAAGAUUGGAGAACUGUUGCAAGAAACAGUCAAUUGAUGACAGUUUAAGGAGAGAGCCUGGAGCAAAUCAACUAUCUCUAUUAGUCAAGUCCAACUUUGAAGAAACUGAGUCAAAUUUUAAAGUGAAAGAAGAUUAUUAUGAGAAUGCAGAUAUCUCAUCGUCAGUAAAACAGAUUAGUCAGAAAGACUUGAAAUCAGAGAUGAAUAAAACCAGAAAGUUACCUUUGAAGAAUGACACCAGAGCAAGUGACAGCUCCCAGGAAGAUGCAAUAGACCAGUGGGCCAGAAGACGGAAACAGUUCAAAGAUAGUAAAAAAUGCAGUUCAACUGGAGGAAGCUCAAUAAACAGCACAAUCACUGAGGGAUCGAUAAAUUCAGAGGACGCUCGAUCAGUAGAUCUGGGGCUGUAUUCUGAAAAUGAGGACAGAGGUUUUUACACAGAAAACUUUCAUUCAGCUUCCUGGGUUUUCAGAGGAGAUGACGUCUCUCCAGAUAACAGUCCUAGAUGUCUCAGCAAAAGACCUAGACCAGUGGCAAUUCGAGAAAGAACAGUGAAGAUCGCUAAAGGAAUUGGCAAUUAUCCUUGGGGUUUUAGGAUCCAGUUCUCAAAGCCUAUCCUUGUGACUGAAGUUGACACAAAUAGUGCAGCUGAAGAAGCAGGGCUUCAAGUUGGAGAUAUUCUGAUAGCAGUCAAUGGAACUGAUGUCACCAGCAUGCCACAUUCAGAGGCUGCCAAUCUGGCAAGGAAAGGUCCUGAUAUCCUGACUAUGAUAGUGGGAUCAGACAUCAGCCGUUACCCCAACACCCCCAAACCUACCUGCCGAGGAUAUCUGCACAAACGAACACAAUCAGCAAUACUGAAGGGCUGGAGAAAGAGGUGGUUUGUGCUGAAACAUAAUGGUUACCUACACUAUUACAAACACAAGAAGGAUGAAGGGAAGUGCAGACCUUUGGAAGUAACAAAGCUGGAAGGAGCAGAAAUUGGUGUCGACACCAGUCUGGGUAAACCAUUUGUUUUUAAAUGUAUUCCUCAGGCUGGAAACAGGAUUUUCUACUUCUGUGCAACUUCCAACCAAGAAAUGAAGAGGUGGCUGGAGGCUAUGGAUAAAGCAGUGCAUCCCAUCCAUCAGAACCAUGUGUGGGUAGAUGUCACACUGCAUAACACUACACUCCCACCAUUGGCUAUCAAGAACCCUGAGUGCUUGGGGCUUCUCCACCAACUGGACAGGAGCAAAGAUGUCUGGAUUCAGCACUACUGCAUUCUGAAGGAUGGCUGUUUGUACUUUUAUGCCACUCUGCGGUCUACACCUGCCCAAGGUGGCCUUUACCUGCAGGGCUAUAUUGUGAGUGAACAGUCCCUGGGCUCCAAGAGAUCUGUAAUUGAGCUCAGACCUCCAUCUGAAGAAUUUAAAACUUUUUACUUAUGUGCAGAGAAUGUAAAUGAAAACAAAAGGUGGAUUACAGCUUUGAAAGCUUCAAUUAAUAAAUGGUUACCGCUACACCAGGCAAUCCAAGAUUUCAUGAGCAGGCCACUAGAGGAGACAAGGAUGUGAGAAGGAAGCUCAGUUUUCCCUGUUUCUGUUUUGCGUUUAGAAUUCUAUGCUAUAUCUUAUGAGUCAUCUGAAAAGGUA
Ficedula albicollis (Collared flycatcher) is the source of this 2602-nucleotide messenger RNA. RefSeq names its product PDZ and pleckstrin homology domains 1, pseudogene (gene PDZPH1). NCBI's taxonomy places the organism in Eukaryota, Metazoa, Chordata, Aves, Passeriformes, Muscicapidae. The transcript is spliced from 11 exons. The coding region runs from base 113 to 2524 and encodes 803 amino acids. The record is from RefSeq and is a predicted model, not a curated record. Gene Ontology annotation, molecular function: protein binding.